Molecule: messenger RNA, 688 nt
Organism: Prorocentrum cordatum
Lineage: Eukaryota; Dinophyceae; Prorocentrales; Prorocentraceae
Source: the annotation of a GenBank genome assembly
GGAGCAUUUCAGCUCGCUCGCCCAGACGAUCCUCUCGCUGUGGCAGGCACUAUCCGGGGGCAUCGACUGGAGCGACGUGGCCAACCCGUUGAUAUCGGAGGUAGAGCCGCUGCUCGGCGUCGCCUUCGCCGCUUUUAUCGCCUUCGCGCUGCUGGCGAUGAUGAACGUUGUUACAGGUGUCUUCGUUCAGACCGCGCUUCACAACGCCGAGCAGGAGGAGGAGACUUUCCUCACCGACCAGAUCGUCGCGCUCUUCCACAAGAGCAAGGCCGGCGACAACUGGGGCUGUAUCACCGAGUCGGACCUCGAGCAGCGCCUCGGCGACCCGGGCAUGGCGAAGGAGUGGAAGAACAUCAGCGUCAGCGCAGACGAGGCCAAGUACGUGUUUGCGCUGCUCGACGUCGACGAGACCGGGGAGGUGCAGUUCGAGGAGUUCCUCAGCGCGUGUCUGCGCUUGAAGGGCGCCGCGAAGUCGCUGGACAUGCUCAUCCAUCUGCAGGAGGCCCGGCAGACUAAGAAGAUGUUGCAGAGCAUGUUCGCCGGGCUCGAGGACAGCCUGGCCGGGAUCUCAGCCUCGCUCCAGGCCAGGUGCAGCAGCACGCUGCAGAAAGAGGCUUUCAGCCCUGCAAAGCAGCCGGGGGACAGUGCCGAGUCCACAACGUCGUCGACCCUUGGUGAGGAGGCGUGA